AUGAGAGUAUUUAGACACAAAAUUAGUCAUGAGAUUUGCCGUCUACACUGGAAAACAAACAAAUUUAGCUUUGACUUUCCAUAUUUUGGGGGUCUAUGCAAGUUUUCCACAGAUUCAUCUCAUGAAUUCUUCAAAUAUCGCAUAGAAUCGCACACAUCUUCAUCAACUGUGGAACAUAACAUUACAAGUUGCCAAUCAAUUGAAGAUGUGUGCGAAUUAUUUAAAAAAAAUCGCCAAAGACUCUCUGCGAAUGACUUGAUUAUUCUGCUUUCUAGGAUAAUAGAAGUAUCUACUAAAACCGCAGACAAAUUACCAGAAUACCAGGACAAUUUGUGGAUUCCAACUCCAUUCUGUUUGAUACCUCUUGCGAGACUUUAUGGAAGGAUUAAUAUACUGGAUACCGACAAGAGAGUUUCUGAGAUAUACACAGAUAUAAUCCACAAAUUCGAUUGUUUUACACCAACUCAAGUACUCUAUAUCAACAAGUUUGGAGAUUAUAUAAAGGGUUAUCAUAAUAAUAUCAUCAGUUCUAGCUCUGAGAAACUAAUUAGCUCUCAGAUUUGGAAUCUCGACACCGAUGAUUUAUGUAGAGCAGGAUCAGUAUUGGCUUCUAAAAGUAAUGAUAUUGAGUUUGUAAAAUUAUUUACACACGUUGUUCUUGGAAAAUUAAUAUAUAUGAGCCAUGAACAAAGAGGUUUUAUAUUUAAAAUAAUGGCAAAUUCCAAAAAGUGUUCAUCACUGUUUUUGGAUGGAGUUAGCAGAUAUGUACUCAAGAAAGAUUUUUUUAGUGAUUCAGAUACUAUAUCAAUACUUUCUGGUUAUGCAAAAAGACAGUCUUCAUGCCCUUCAGUAUUUUUAAAAGCUUUAUUGGAAAAAUCGUUAGCUCUUGAUUUCAGCAAAAUAAACCAAACAGAACUCUAUGACCUUAUUUGGGCCUCUUGUAAAUAUUCUAACGGUCUAGAAGAGAUUUUUUCAAGGGCACAUGAUUUGCUGUUGCAUAGUAUCGACAAAAUAUCCGCAAAGAGUUUGUCAAUGUUGAUUUGGUCUUUCGGCAAUUCAAAAUUUGAUUCUCAGCAUCUAUUUAAUGCUCUAGAGAAGAGAGCCAUUGAUGUUUCUGAUAAUAUGACACCAAGUAACAUUGCGAUCUGUGUUUAUUGGUUGUCUAGAAAACUAGCCAGGGGGACUAAAGCAUCUUUUCAUGAAAAUGUUGAGGGUGUCAUCAUUUCAAAUAUAGCUCAUUUCAACGGGUUAGAUUUAGCAAUGUUGGCGUCAGGGUAUGUGGACAUAAGAGCUGGAUCAGCAGCUCUACAUCAAUGUAUCCAAGAAUCAUGUUUAAAAUAUUCUGAUGAUAUUCCCGCGGAUUGUAUCACGAAGAUAUUGCGUUCUUAUGCCACUAUUGUUGGAAGAGAAUCAUUAUUUACAUCAUUUCAGUUUCAUUUUUUGGAGAGAAUUCAUCAAUUUCCGACUCAUGAACUGUGUACAGUCUUAUGGAGUUUCGCAGUCAUGCGUUUUUAUGAUCCACUAUUUUGGAAGGAAUGCAUACAAACAAUAAAUUUUGAAGAUGUUAUUGAUAAUAAUAGAUGUUAUUUGUUGUUUCCGGCAUUAUCUAUUGUUACGGAAAUGCAGCCAGAAUUAAUUUCCCCUGAAGUACUUCGCUUGUUGAAUCACACUAGAUCUUCCUUCUGGAAAGCUCAAAUUCGUGAUUUCUCUGAGGAGACUUCGGAACAAGUCAAGCGAAUACUCUCGGAACUCAGUGAAAUAGACGAUAUAUGCAUAUGCACGGACAAAAUGGGUUUCUUAGUAGACAUUUCAUUUAAACGCAACUCCAAAGAGUUUGCAGUAUUACUAUACUCAGACUACGAUACAUUUGGAGAAAAUAAUCGGCCGACAGGCGCAAUGUUGCUAAAGGAACGCUUCCUGCGAAACCGUGGUUUGUUUAUUUGCUAA
This is a messenger RNA of Theileria equi strain WA, 1947 nucleotides long. RefSeq lists its product as hypothetical. Bases 1 to 1947 code for a protein of 648 amino acids. The record is from RefSeq and is a predicted model, not a curated record. The transcript has a single exon. NCBI's taxonomy places the organism in Eukaryota, Apicomplexa, Aconoidasida, Piroplasmida, Theileriidae.